GACUAAUAAAUGCGAUAUCCAGCAAUUAGCUUUUUCAAAAAUAACAUGCUUUCCAUAAGAAUCUUCCUGAUUUUGCUCGUAAGCUGCAUAACUGUUAAAAUAAACCUUUGUUUUUCCAGCAUACCUUAUCCAUUAAGAUCACUCACCCUUGAUGGGCAUUUCAAUUUUGAUGAAGUUCAACAUGCAGCUAGAGAUUUUGGCAAUAGGCAUCACUACCUCCCUUUGGCAGUACUACAUCCAAAGUCUGUUUCUGACAUUGGCACAACAAUAAAGCAUAUUUGGGACAUGGGCUGUCAUUCAGAGCUCACAGUUGCAGCCAGAGGCCAUGGCCACUCACUCCAGGGUCAGGCACAAGUCCACCAAGGGCUUGUCAUCAACAUGGAAUCCCUUCAAGGCCCAAAAAUGCAGGUUUACACUGGAAACUUUCUAUAUGUGGAUGUCUCCGGAGGUGAAUUGUGGAUAAAUAUCCUGCAUGAAAGUCUGAAAUAUGGGUUAGCACCAAAAUCUUGGACAGACUACCUGCAUUUAACUGUUGGUGGUACUUUGUCAAAUGCUGGGAUCAGCGGGCAGGCCUUUCGGCAUGGCCCCCAGAUAAGUAAUGUCCAUCAGCUGGAAGUAGUUACAGGAAAAGGGGAGAUUGUGAACUGUUCAGAGAAGCAGAAUAGUGACCUCUUUCACAGUGUCCUUGGAGGACUAGGUCAGUUUGGCAUCAUCACAAGGGCCAGAAUAUCACUGGAACGAGCACCUGAUAUGGUGAAAUGGAUUAGAGUACUUUACUCUGAUUUCAAUACAUUUGCCACGGACCAGGAGCAUUUGAUAUCUGUAGAAAACACAUUUGAUUAUAUUGAAGGGUUUGUGAUCGCAAACAGGACUGGUCUCUUGAAUAAUUGGAGAUCUUCCUUCAACCCACAAGACCCAGUACAAGCCAGCCAGUUCAAGUCAGACGGAAAAACUCUCUUCUGCCUAGAAUUAGCCAAGUACAUCUACUCAGAUGAAACAGAUUUAGUAAAUCAGGAAGUUGAGAAUUCAUUGUCCCUACUAAACUACAUUCCUUCAACUCUUUUCAUAUCAGAAGUUUCGUAUGUACAAUUCUUAGACAGGGUUCAUGUAUCAGAGAUCAAAUUACGGUCAAAAGGCUUAUGGGAAGUUCCACACCCAUGGCUCAACCUUCUUAUUCCCAAGAGCAAAAUACAUGAUUUUGCUGAAGGAGUCUUUGGAAAUAUCAUUAAAGAGACAAGCAAUGGCCCCAUCCUCAUCUAUCCACUCAACAAGUCAAAGUGGGACAACAGAACUUCUGUUGUUAUACCAGGGGAAGAUAUUUUCUACCUGGUGGCAUUUCUUUCCUCCGCUGUUCCCUCUUCCACAGGAAAAGAUGGCUUAGAACACAUCUUAACUCAGAACAAAAGAAUUCUAGACUACUGUGAAACAGCAAAUCUUGGAGUGAAGCAAUAUCUGCCCCACUACACUACACAGGAAGAGUGGAAAACGCACUUUGGGCCACAAUGGGAAGUUUUUGUACAGAGAAAAUCUACUUAUGACCCUUUGGCAAUACUUGCUCCUGGCCAGAGAAUAUUUCAAAAGGCAAUACCUUUCUCAUGACAUCAACCCUAUUUUAUUAUUAAAAGAAAAAGGACCUCACUACAUGCAAGAAAGAUGCCUUAACCACAAAUGCUGUAAACCUAAAACUAGGAAAUUCCCAUGCUUUCUCAGAUAUUGUAAGUCUAAUGAGGAAGUGGUAGUAACUGGUUGUUUUUUUUUUUUUUUUGGUUAAAGAAAAUAGGCCAAAUAUUUUGGAUAUAUUAUUAAUUAGAUUUGUAGAAGGCAAUAAAAAACAGUAGCCCUACAAAGAAUGUAUAUUAUCGAGCUUGUGUACAAGACUAUUUUUCUUUCUGAUAAAUCCAAUUCCGAAGCCAGACAUGAAAUACUUCCCUGCACAA
Mangifera indica (mango) is the source of this 1937-nucleotide messenger RNA. RefSeq names its product cytokinin dehydrogenase 6-like. The transcript has 5 exons. Gene Ontology annotation, biological process: cytokinin metabolic process. The coding region runs from base 10 to 1599 and encodes 529 amino acids. Gene Ontology annotation, molecular function: FAD binding; cytokinin dehydrogenase activity. Lineage: Eukaryota; Viridiplantae; Streptophyta; Magnoliopsida; Sapindales; Anacardiaceae. The record is from RefSeq and is a predicted model, not a curated record.